Messenger RNA from Peronospora belbahrii, 840 nucleotides. NCBI's taxonomy places the organism in Eukaryota, Oomycota, Peronosporomycetes, Peronosporales, Peronosporaceae. The record is from the annotation of a GenBank genome assembly.
AUGAAGGUACUCAAACAAGCAACGGUCUCUCUCCCUUUUUCCACAUUUUCAAAGCAAUUGAUUGCCUCCCCCCCUGUCGCCUUAGAUAAACGGACUUAUGGGCACGCCCACAAAACGGAGCGUGUGCUAUCCGAUGCCGCUGAUAAAGUAGCUCGAGCAGAAGAAGCUGCACGUCAAUACGAAGCGCAGCUGUCCGAGGCAGCGUCAAAAAAGCGUCAGCUUGAGGAAGAGAAUGAAAAACUACGGGCUUCGAUACUCAAUAUGGCGUUACAAAAUGCUAGUGUGGAUUUACGACGUGAACACGUACAAUUACGUCAGACCUUGGACUCGUAUCAGACGAAAAUUGAUCAAAUGCGCGAAAUCUCAUUGCUCUCAGCUAAAGUCGUGGACAGUCGGAUUAAGACAAAACAAGGUCGACAAUAUGUGGAAUACAAACUUCAAAUUGAGACAGACAUUCGAGGCACAUUAGUGCUCUGGCAUCGAUACAGCACAUUCUUGAAUUUGGCUGCAACGCUUAAGGCAAAAAAUCCAAGCAGUGAUCAUGAUAUUCCUGAAUUACAAACGCAAAGUUUGACUGGAUUUUUCUCCGAUCAAUUGAUAAUUGAUCGCAUUGCGAAACUAAAUGAGUUUCUCGACGUUGUGACGAAAGCGGAUGAAUUUCAAUGGGGAAUUCGGAUAGAUAAGGACACGUGUGUAUACAAACGCAAGAGUAAACGUACGGAUCGUAUGUUUAGUGUCGGAUCACGGGAAAGUAUUUCAACCCUUACGCCUAGUAUGCGAGACAGUAUGUUUUUACCCAUGUCAUCAAGAGCAUCGACGAUCUCGAUGGAUUCCUAUUAG